Molecule: messenger RNA, 1308 nt
Organism: Necator americanus (New World hookworm)
Lineage: Eukaryota; Metazoa; Nematoda; Chromadorea; Rhabditida; Ancylostomatidae
Exons: 15
Coding region: 1-1308 (435 amino acids)
Biological process (GO): apoptotic process; hippo signaling; positive regulation of apoptotic process
Cellular component (GO): cytosol
Molecular function (GO): protein binding; molecular adaptor activity
Source: RefSeq, a predicted model, not a curated record
AUGCAAACAGUCCGGAAAUUGCUGCUGAAAUUUAUAACGGGUCACUUGUUGUGUGGAGAAGUAUCCUGCUGGAUGUUUUCGAGAAGUAAGAAGCAGCAGCUACCAUCGUACAUUGAAGGGACCCAGGGACUAUAUGUGAAACGAGCUAGCCCACCUCCAGUGCCAUCACUUUCUUCACACACUCACACUUUGGCUAAAAAAGUAUUGUCAACCACUGUGGAUGUGUCUGCAUCGAACAACAGCACGACAUGUACACCGAAAACGUCAGUUACUAUCUCCCAAAAACCUCAUAUCGAGCCCCGUGCACUCAAGACAGAAUCAGCAGCGCUCUUCACGGAUAGUUCAGCGGCUCGACCCCAUUCGGACUCAGCUCUGAGUGCGACUUCUACGUAUUCCCUUCCGCCAUCACAUAGUCAUCUUGUGGUGAACCACAUUGAUGCUAUGGAUGGGCGUAAGAGUCCAAUGGGAAAUUUGUCUUCGCAGAGCUUCAGUGAUCCGAGCAAAAGAGAACAUCUAAGAAAACCACUCACAUCAUCUCACAGCAUUGGAAAUGUCGAAUCGUUUAUGGACCAGUUGGGCACUGAUCAUUCUUCCUCGGUCCAGCAACGAUUUGUUUCGUUGCAGAGUCUUCCAGGCCAAGGUCGACAGUUCGGCUCUUCGAUUAUUGGUGAUAAUUGCUUGGUGUCUGGUACUCCUCAACAGGACGAACUUCCGUUGCCACCGAAUUGGGCUAUAGAGGUAACACCUCAGGGAUACAGGUACUACGUCGAUCACAAUACAUGUCGAACUCAUUGGAUCCAUCCUUUAGCUAGAGAAAACUUACCUCCAGGAUGGAACAAAAUAUUCCAGCCUAGUACUGGUGUUAUCUACUACAACGAAAUGGACGGUCGAUCUCAAGUGGAGCAUCCAGGACUAGCUCAACCAUUAAAUCAAUCCAUUAAUCAGCCCAUUGUACCAAUCAAUCGGACUGAGUCUAUGAUGGUCGCUAGUCGACGUACCGAAAGUGCUGUUGAACAUCUGAAUAUCAUACAUCAUGAAGAAGUACCAGAAUGGUUAAUGAUGUACUCUCAAGCUGACACGUCACUGGAUCAUUUGCUAGAAUGGGAUCUUUUCAACACAAUGCAGCUGGAACAAUAUGAAGAGAUGAUGCUGAAAUUGUACAAGCAAGAAGUAAUUGACACAGUUCGGAGAUAUGAAAGAAUGCGCACGAUGUUUUGUAAAUUACGUAGUGCAAUCCACCUUGCCUGCUACUACCACAAUUCAGUUAGAAGCAACCCGAUCAAUAUGAUUGCAAUCUCCCUACCAUAG